Molecule: messenger RNA, 4270 nt
Organism: Dendronephthya gigantea
Lineage: Eukaryota; Metazoa; Cnidaria; Anthozoa; Malacalcyonacea; Nephtheidae
Product: scavenger receptor cysteine-rich type 1 protein M130-like
Exons: 7
Coding region: 363-1136 (257 amino acids)
Cellular component (GO): membrane
Source: RefSeq, a predicted model, not a curated record
AAUGGGGAACAAUUUGUGAUUCAGGAUGGGACUUGAGAGAUGCUAACGUUGUAUGUCGUCAACUUGGUUAUCCUGAUGCUGUCAAAACUCUUGAAAGGAACUUGGUUCCUCCUGGCUCGGGAAAAAUAUGGCUAACCAAUGUUGGUUGCACUGGGAAAGAACAAAAUAUUACAAGUUGUUUUCAUAGUGGUUGGGGGAAAGCUCAAUCUUGCUCUCAUUUUAGCGACGUUGGAGUUGAAUGUUCUAGGACAGUUAUACACGCGUUACUCAGGCUACAAGGGCCACUGAGUGAAGAUGGAACUGGUCGUGUUGAGGUACUCUACAAAGGACAAUGGGGAACAAUUUGCGACAAUCGAUGGGAUAUGCGAGAUGCCAGGGUUGUAUGUCGUCAGCUUGGUUACCACAACGCUGUGAGGACUCUUCAGAGGAGCGAGGUUAUUCCUGGUUCUGGACCAAUAUGGUUAAACAACGUUCAAUGUACGGGAGAAGAAGAAAGUAUUAAAAGUUGUUUACAUUAUGGUUGGGGUGUCAGUUAUAGUUCGUGUUCUCAUGAUCGAGACGCCGGCGUAGAAUGUUCAGAGAGACUAGAUGUAACAGUCAAUUGCUCCAGUUUUAUCGCAGUAAAUCUUGGUGAUGAUAUAACAUGCUUGUGUGAAGCAAAAGGUGGAAAACCUCCAGCCAAUGUGACAUGGUAUAAAGAUGGUGUCCAGUUUGGUGACACAGAACAGGAACAAAACGUGUUGACUCUCAGUAAUGUCAAUGAAACAGAUAUUGGAACAUACACAUGUACAAGAAAAAGCCAAACUUUUGCGAACGAAAAAUCAAUUUACGUCGAUUUUUACGAGAAACCAAAUUUAACAAUCAAUUGUUCGAGUCCAGUCACAGUUAAUAAUGGUGAUAAAGUAAUAUGUCUUUGUGAGGGAAAAAACGGAUACCCGCCAGCCGAUGUGACGUGGUAUAAAAAUGACGUCCAGAUUGGCGAGACGAAAAAGAAAAAAAAUGUUUUGACUCUCAGUAACAUUAAUAGAAAUGUUGGUGGAACAUACGUAUGCGUGGGGAAAAGCGACUAUCUCACAGAUAAAAAAUCAAUUGAAGUGCUUUUCAACGGUAAGUAUAGAUUUAAUUUUUAUCAUUAAUUUUGCCAUGCAGGCAUGCAGAUUUGCAAGCACAGGCAAAAAUCUAUUGCUAAAAUCUCGAAUUAGCUUUCCUUAAAGAAAUGUUUAAUUCCCUUUAUGUCAAAAUACAUAAAAUGUGUAUGAAAUAUCGAAAAAAUGUUUCUUUGAAUUAUCCAGGACAAAAUGUCCUUGAAAUAUCCAAGACAAAACAAACCUCCUUGAAGUAUCCUGGACAUGAAAUGAAAUGUCCUUGAAUUAUAGAGGACAAAAUGUCCUUGGGAUAUCCAUGCAAAAUGCUUUUUAAUUGCCCAAGACAAAAUGUUCUUGAGUUAUGAAGGGCAAAAUGUUCUUUAAUUAUCCAGGACAAAAUGUUCUUGAAUUAUUCAGGGCAAAAUGUCCUUGAAAUAUCCAGGAAAAUUGCCCUUGAUAUGUCCAGGGAGAAUGUCCUCGAAAUAUGCAGGAAAAAAUGCCAUGGAUUAUCCAGGGCAAAAUGGGCUUGAGUUAUCCAGGAAAAAUGUCUUUCAAUCAUCCACUGACAAAAUGUCCUGUAAUAAUUAUUCAGAAAUAUCUUAAUUGAAAAGGAAACGCAGGAAUCAGGAAUUAUAUAAAAUGAAAUAGCUUAUUCUAUGGCGGUAAGUAAAUAAAGCGAUACGUUUAAUGAAUUAAACUUCAAGUAAAGGUACUCAUGCAAACAAUAGGUUUUUAUGCGUCCUUUCCUUUUCGCUGCUGAGGUUAUGUGCACACGAGCGUCGUUUUCAAAGGGUACGAAGUACGAAGCUGGUGCGAAGCGCCGGUAGGGGUACUAAUUCCGCUCGGAGAUAUAUUAUACACAGAUAUUUUGACUGAACAUUUUAUGUCAUGGACGGUCAACGUUGGAUGGUUUUGUUAUGUGUGCCCGAAAUUUGAACGAGUAGAGACUGGUAUAAGGAACGACGGAAAAUAAGCAACGUGCUGAUCGCUGGUUUUAACUUGGUGGGGACUUAUAUACGCGUCACUAAAAAUAACGCCCAUCGUCCUUGAUAUAAUUAAAUAAUUGCGGUUGAAUUUUGUUUCGCAUUUUCACAAUCACCUACAAGCUGGCAAUUAUAAGCGGUGCAACCAUACAAAGCAUGGUUCGGCUACGUGGUUACCUUUUCUCAUAUAGUACUGUUAUUACUCCGGUGUCAGCGACGGAGUUCAAAAUUCAAGACUUGGACGUGCGGCACGCCGGAGUUAACGCCAGAGCAGGCGUCUUGUUCAGUAUAUUCCUGAUAAAAACUGUUUUAAAGACUAUAGCGUAUUGUUAGUUGGUGCGUUUAAAUACGACAGAUUUGUAUUAGUGUUUAGUGUUCUUGUUAAAUUCAUCAUCAACUUAUAUGACACAAACAAAAAAUUCCAGGGAACUGAGUUUAUCUUCAUCGCUCAUAAUUUAGUUGCAGAUAAAUCUGUCCGAAUAAUUAUAUGAAUAUGCAACAGAGCAUUCAUGCCCGGCUGAAACAAUUAUGUUAGACUGUUAACCAAACUAACAGGACACAAAUAACAGGUAAAAAUUCAAGAAAUUUGCCGCCAAACGGAAAUGCAGUUGACUGACAGGUAAGUAAGUAUAUUAUUGAAAAAUUUCGCUAUUUUGAAAUAUAAUUUUCACUUAUUUUUUCGCGAACAGUCUUUAAAGAGACAUUUGUUUUUGUUGAAUAUUUUAAUAAUUUUUAAAAAACGGCAGCAUUCGAAGUGAAAAGUAUCAUUGUUUGAACAGCCUAUAAACACUUUUUUGAAUACAUUACCCUUGGAACCAUGGUUGGAAGCCAUUUAUUUUUGUUCUGAUACAUAUUUCAAACAUUUUCUUCUAAAGAAUGCUUAACUAGAAGAGGUAAAGAACUUCGUACUUUAGGUCCAAAGAAACAGAGGCUAAAGCCCCCUUGCGUUUGACCGCAAUCUCUCGUGCACUCUUGUCGACUUUGAUGUAGCUCAAAUUUUAAAGAGAGUUGAUGAGAGUUCGUGCCCGUUUCGUCGGUCAUCGGAGAUGAUGAGAGUUGUUCAACAAGGCACAUGUAAAUAAGCUGUCUCAUCGUGGGUGGUUAUUGACGAAUGAAACCGCGCUAGAAGCUGGCGUAAAUCUCAGUGGAGUGUUUGAGAAAGAGGCUUCCAUUUAACGAUAUAGCGAGUGGGUCCAUGCAGACGGAAAGGUAAUUUUGCAAGCAUAUUAGCGAACCGUGGAUUAGAGCAGUAUAGAACACGCGGUAAGUACCUUUCUGCUAGAAUUAUAGUUGAGGCUAGUAGUUACGGUCUAUUUUUCAGGUAAUGAUAAAAAAAGUGAUUAUCCUACAACCUUGCAUUGCCAUUCAAUUUCUAAAAUUCAUAACGAUUUAAACUUUUCGAUAUGAACCAUGCACCGUCACGCGUAACAACGUUUGUAAAUGAAACGCAGCUUUUAUGGCAUGCUGUAUUUUAGCUAUUUCAUACUUUCACGAUUAUAGUUUGGUCUACAUGCAGAUUCUAAAUUAAAAGAGUACCUACUACUCAUGAAGGCAGGUUUUCUUAAUGCAAUAGAUCGUUUACCCUUCAUUUCAUGAACAAUUUGAAAUUCUUAUUUCAUUCAAGUGACUCUUUGGCUUUGCUGGUUCACAAAAUGAUGAGUCUCGCCAUUAUUACUGGCGUAAUUUUUGGUUUAGAUUUUGUAUCACACCAUUGUGAAGGUAAAUAUUUUUUUAUAUAAUAUUGUUUUUCAUUUACGCCUGUAUUCUAAAAGCUCACUCAAACUCAUUGAGUGGGAGAUCUCAUUCUUCCCACAAAUAAGAACUUCAUUUUCAGUGCUUUACCUUGGAUCUUUCCACUAAUUAAUACAGAACUUUCUCAUUAAUGAGCAAUAACAAGUUAAAAUUUCUAUGUCGCACUCAAUGAGGUACAAAAUUUGAUUUCCAUGGGAAUGACAUCGAUCAACACACAACAUCCAUACAGCAUGUACAAUUUGACUAAAAGCCACCGAAACGUACAGAAAUGUAUGAAUAAAAAAUUCAAACUAUUACUAAAAUGAAUAUUCGCUUUAUGAAAAACUUUUGGAGGAGAAAAUUGAUUCAGCUUGCUUGCAGGCUUCGAGAUUAUCCAUGAUAGAGAUUAUUCUAGAGGCAAACAGCGCGAUGGGACAUAAGAGAUGCUAGGUUGUCGUCAACUCAGGUAUA